GAGAAAACCACGGCUGGACCGUGGACGGAGGAGGGACUUUUCCCUAUCUAAAAGUUUGACUGGUAAUAAUAAAAGUUUUUGAACGAGAAGAACAAUUCCACAUGUGCACCCAAAAGUCGGCAUCCUUCUAUGAAAUUCAGUCACGUGGGACCCGGACCCCCUCCCCCCAACAGAAGAGCUCUGUUUCAGUUCAAAAGAGCCCAGAAAUGGUGGAUUCUUUUUUUUCAAAAAUCAAAUUUAUUUCAGUUCCCAGUGGAUUAGGAUUUAUCUCUCUACAAAUGAGGGAGGAUUUAUUUCCAUCUUCUUCUCCCCUGCAUAGAUGACGACUCCCUCCUUCACAGUGGUCGCCGCUAUCCUUCUUCUUUUCCCUCUCUCCGCGGAUGCCCUCGGCGGCUCUUCCGUUACCUUGGCCGUCAUGUACGGCGGCGCCUCCGUCACCGUCUGCGGCAUCGUCGCCGGGAAACAGACCCAGACGCUCCGGUGCUUGAGGGAAGGAGGCGGCAGCCCUUUUGACGUGUACCCCGGCGUGUCUUUCGAGUCCGUCGCCGGCGGGAAAAAAGUCCUCUGCGGCGUCCGGUCCGGCGGUUUCUCUCUCAUCUGCUGGAAUUCCCGCUUCAGACCCAAAAGGCUGUACUUGAACUACACGGCCCCGCUUUCGACGGUCACGAUUGGGGAUUCUCAAAUCUGCGGGCUUACAAACGGGUCGACCCGGAACUCCGUGUGCUGGCGCGGCGGGUGGAACGGGCCCGCCGGACUCCUCUCGAUUUCAUCCGGGUCGGGUUUUUCCUGCGGAGUAAUGAAAUCCUCGAACAGGGUAACUUGCUGGGGAGAAAACCCCGUGGCCGGAACCCUAGAAACAGAGUUUGGAAACGAAUCAAUGGCGAGCAUCACCGCCGGCGGACGAUUCGCCUGCGGGAUGACCACCGCCGGCUACUUGAUCUGCAAAGGGAGCAACGAAAAUGGAGAAUUGAACGUGCCCUUCAAUUCAGCUUACGAGUACAGUGGAUUAUCUCUGGGCUUAAACCAUAGCUGCGCGAUCCGGAGAUCGAAUCAAACGAUUGUUUGUUGGGGAGGAAAAGGUGCGUUUUCUGGCGGUGCAAUUCCCGGCGGGUUUUUUGAAUCCAUUGUUUCCGGGCCGGAGUUCUCCUGUGGGUUGAGAACGAGCAAUUUGACGGUGGUUUGUUGGGGCCCCGGCUGGAAAAACGGGUCGUCGGAGCUUCACCUCCCUAAGAUUCUUCCCGGUCCUUGCGUCGAUAGCGAUUGUAAAGAAGAUUGUGGCGUUUAUCCCGAUUAUCAAUCCCUCUGUUCUGGUAAUAAAAAAAUCUGCAAACCCUGCGACCGCAUUCAAAUACCUUCGCCUCCACCUCCGCCGCCUCCUGCGGCGGAUGCAAUUCCAUCGCCACCGUCUGACUCCAAGGGGCUCAGGAAGGGUUUAUUGGCAUUCGCAGUGGUUGGAUCGGUAGGGGCAUUUGCGGGAAUUUGCACUAUCAUCUACUGCCUGUGGACCGGCGUUUGCUUCGGGGAGAAGAAGAUCCACAACUCGGUUCAGCCCACGAUCCACGGCGCCCCCCACAACCCCCACUCCUCCAGCGGGCCCGUCUCGAGAUCGUCCACCAUCCGGCGACAGGGCUCCCGCCUCGUGCGGCGGCAGAGGAGCGGCACGUCGUCCAAGCACGCUGACAUUGCCGAGGAGUUCGCCUUCCCCGACCUCGUUGCCGCCACCGACAACUUCUCGCCGGGAAACAAGGUCGGCGGCGGCAGCUUCGGGACCGUCUACCGGGGAAAACUCCGCGACGGCCGCGAGGUGGCGAUCAAACGAGGCGGGCCCGCGACGAAGAUAUUCCAGGAGAAGGAAACGGCAUUCCAGUCGGAGCUCUCGUUCCUCUCCCGGCUCCACCACAAACACCUCGUCCGGCUCGUCGGGUUCUGCGAGGACGGGGACGAGAGGCUUUUGGUGUAUGAAUACAUGAAGAACGGGGCCCUCCACAACCACUUACAUGACAAGAACAACACCCACAAGAGUAGCGAUUUCCUGAAUUCGUGGAGAAUAAGGAUUAAGGUCGCGUUGGAUGCCUCGCGCGGGAUCGAGUACCUCCACAGCUACGCGGUCCCGCCGAUCAUCCACCGCGACAUCAAGUCGUCCAACAUUCUGUUGGACGGGAACUGGACCGCCCGGGUCUCGGACUUCGGGCUGUCGUUGAUGAGCGGGGACCACCAACGACGGCACCGUGGGCCGAUGACGGAGAAGGCGGGCACGGUCGGGUACAUCGACCCAGAGUACUACGGGCUGAACGUGGUGACGGCAAAGAGCGACGUCUACGGGUUCGGGAUUGUGUUGCUGGAGCUGCUGACGGGGAGGAGGGCGAUCUUCAAGGGGGAGGACGGGGACCCGUCGAGCCUCGUGGACUACGCGGUCCCCGCGAUAAUGGGCGGGGAGUUGGGCAGGGUGUUGGACCGGAGGGUGGGGCCGCCCGAGGAGCCGGGCGAGGGGGAUGCGGUGGAGCUGGUGGCGUACACGGCGGUGCAUUGCGUGAGUUUGGAAGGGAAAGACCGGCCGUCAAUGACGGACAUUGUCGCCAACUUGGAGAGGGCUUUGGCUCUCUGUGAAGACAGUCACGGCGGCCGCAUUUCCAGUGGCCAAAUCUCCAUUGUUUCCGAUUGAGUUCUUCAGGAAUUAGAGCCUUUUUUUUGUAUUUUUUCAACUAUUCUUUGGAGUUGAUUUGUGGGGGUACAUUGUUGGAUGUGGUGGUUCUGGCCGGUGUGUAGGGUUAGUUUUUUUUUCUAAUUCUAACACAAGCUGUAGUUAUUUUUUUGGACUGCUAAUUUGAUCACCCAAUUCUUUUGUGUCGCAUUUUUUUCAAGCUCCUACCUAUUAGUACAUCAUUUUAAGAAAAAAUGAAUAAGACUACUCUUU
Messenger RNA from Cuscuta campestris, 2914 nucleotides. Lineage: Eukaryota; Viridiplantae; Streptophyta; Magnoliopsida; Solanales; Convolvulaceae. The record is from the annotation of a GenBank genome assembly.